Molecule: messenger RNA, 4853 nt
Organism: Nerophis ophidion (straightnose pipefish)
Lineage: Eukaryota; Metazoa; Chordata; Actinopteri; Syngnathiformes; Syngnathidae
Gene: znf367
Product: zinc finger protein 367
Exons: 5
Coding region: 252-1202 (316 amino acids)
Cellular component (GO): nucleus
Source: RefSeq, a predicted model, not a curated record
AUUUUGCAACUCUGUACAAGACUUGUGUGGGCGCAUUCAGUUCAGACUGACCAGCAGCACCAAGAGUAAGCGCGAUUAAAAGUCAUUUUUUACUUAGAGAAACUGGGUAGUUGAAGACGGAUUUUUUUUGCUCUUUGGAAAUGAAGGACAUAUUCACACCGGAUUAACUCGGCGCAACAUUUUCUUAUACUUAUUGAACUCAAUAGCCGUUUUUUUCCCAGUAAUUUCCGGGGCUUUUUGACAUCCAAACAAUGGCCGACAGCACGCAACACCCGCAUGUCAUCUUUUGCAACGACUCGCCCAAGAGGGUGCUGGUGUCCGUCAUCAAGACCACGCCGAUCAAGCCCGCGCAGGCCGAGGCCAUGACGCCCACCAGCCCGGGGUUCAGCGACUUUAUGGUGUACCCAUGGAAGUGGGGGGAGAACGCCCACAAUGUGUCACUGAGCCCGGGCUCAUUGAGCGGGGCUUCGUCUCCCAGCGGCACCACCGGAGAGGCGGACACAGCCCAAUCCCCCGAUCAGAUGAAGGACGGCAUCCGGAGAGGCCGUCCAAGAGCUGAGACCGUCCGAGAGUUGAUCAAUGAAGGUGAAACGUCCUCCAGCCGCAUCCGCUGUAACAUCUGCCACCGGGUGUUCCCCAGAGAAAAGUCGCUUCAGGCCCAUAAGAGAACACACACAGGCGAGCGACCAUAUUUGUGCGACUAUCCAAACUGCGGAAAGGCGUUUGUCCAGAGUGGUCAGCUGAAGACGCACCAGCGGCUGCACACCGGAGAGAAACCCUUCGUCUGCUCGGAAAAAGGAUGUGGCAAUCGAUUCACACACGCCAACCGCCAUUGCCCCCGGCAUCCAUUUUCCCGCCUCAAGAGGGAGGAGCCGAAAGAAGGGGUGGGCAAGGCACAGUCUGUGGACAACAAGGCGGUGGCAGAGUGGUUAGCAAAGUACUGGCGGACCCGCGAACAGCGCACCCCCAACUCCCCCACCACCACCAAGGGGAAAGUGCAGAGCAAAGCCAGAGCGCAAGAUCAGGAGCAGCGGGAUCCCAUGGAGUUCCUUCAGUCCGAUGAGGAGAAUGGCGAAGAAGAGGAGAUGGUAGAGGAAGAGAAGGGCAACCACGGCGGAGCCGCCAAGCGCCGCCUCCAGGAGCAGCGUGAGCGUCUCCACGGCGCUCUGGCACUCAUCGAGCUUGCCAACCUGUCUGCCUGAGCAGCACUCUCCCUCAUUUCCCCAAAAUUACUUAUGUCCAGCUCCAGUCUGCCUUCCUUCCUGUGCUGUAGCUCGAAAACCAUUCCCUUACACAGAUCCUCUAUUGCAGGGGUGUCCAAACUUUUUCCACCAAGGGCCGCACAUGGAAAAAUUAAAGCAUGUGGGGGCCAUUUUGAUAUUUUUUAUUUUCAAACCAUACCAAAAUACAGAUUUUUUUUUUUUACCUUUAGGGCUCCGGGGGACCAUAAAGGGUCUAAGUCAUUAUAAUGUUAAAAACAAGUCAAAUUAUGAUUUUUUUUUUUUUAAUUUAAUGCUUACAGUAGUAAAUCUCUGCAGUAUAUCAACUUCAGGUUGAUAUUAAGUUUUUAAAAAAGGCAUUAUGCCUUUUCUGUCAAAGACAAUUUUGUUUUUUAUUAUAAAACUGAAAUAUGCAGUAUUUCCCCCACUGCCCAAAACAUUCAGAAAGCAAUGUUUGAUGUGAAGUAAUAAGAGCCUUAAAAAGAUCAAUAAUGCAGGACACCAUUGAUUUGAAUUAUUAUUAUAUAAUAUAUUAUUUUUGAGUAAUUACAGUGAAAAGAUAAAUAAAAUCCCAUUAAAAAUAAAGUGAUACAUUUUUAUUAGUUUGUUUUUAUUUUCAACAUUUAAGUUAUGAGAUCAACUUCAGAUAUAUCUGUCAAUUUUACAUUUGAACUAUUAUUUUUGUUUGUUUUAUGCUCUGUUGUCAAAGAAAACAUUGUUUUUGUAUGGCUACCAUGCAAUAUUUUGCACAUAAAACAUUUUAAAGUGAAAUAUCUGAAAUAAUCAAAGCCAUGAAUAGGUCAAUAAUUCAUUAUAACAUUGUUUUUUGGAGCAAUGGCAAAAAAAGAAUAAUAAAGAUAGACAAAAGAAGAUAAAACAGCCUGCAUGGCAGCUUUGUGUCAACAUUGCAACUUUUUCUAGUUAGAUUUCACCUCAUUCCCCUUUUUUUUUGGGAAAGUUUUUUUUAGAUUUUUGCAAUAGCAUUUCCAGAAUGUGUGGCGGGCUGGUAAACUAUUAGCUGCGGGCCGCAAAUGGCCCCAGGGUUGUACUUUGGACACCCCUGCUCUAUUGCUUCAAGAACUGGCUUGAUAUCAGUGUUUGUCCACAGCAACAACACCCCUCCCUCUGGAAGGCACAAGCUAAAGCACCUUAUUCAGCUUCCAUUUAUCCUUUUAGGCUGCUAUUGUAGAUUUAACUAUAUGAAGAAUGUCGCUCUUGUCGGCCUUUUAAAGGCAAUCAAAGAGUACCUAUUGUGUUUUUAAGUUGUUUUCUUGUUUGCACUUUGACGGUAACAAGUUUUUAAAGGUAUGAUUGGCGUAUGUGAUUGUAAAUAUGGUUGAAGAGUAGAUGACAGGGUGUAACACCUCACGGUCUGACUCAAAGUCUCUUUGGUGUAGAACGGGGGUCUCAAACUCAAUUUACCUAGGGGCCGCUGGACGCACAGUCUGGUUGAGGUUGGGCCGCAUCAGGUAUUCCACAAGAGAAGCUUUGUUUAAAAAAAAAUUCCAAUCUUCUCGAAUAUUUUUAUUUAUUUUUUUAAACACAAAAUAAAAUGAAAAAUACAUGAACCAAUUAAAAAUUAACAAGAAAAUAAAUAGAUAUACGUUUUGGGCUGUGAAGUAUAUUUUAAUUCCACUUGGUGUUACAGUCGUGUUUAGGUGACGUAUGAAGAGCGACUCAAUUCACAAAAUGUAAUUUCCGCAAUGUGCGUCAUUUCAGCUUUUUUUUCCCUGUAAUCGCUGCACAGCGGUUGAAUAGUAGACUGGUAACAGCCUCGUUUGUUUUUGCGCCUGAUGUUCAUGUCUUUCAAGAUGACAUGAACACCAUGACAUUUGUAGAUGGUACAAAGUACCGGGAUAUUGAGUGCAAAAAGACGAAUGUUCCUGGAGUGUUUUAUCUGCUGUACUCUUGUUACAGGAAAAAGAAACGGAAAUGACAGAAUGCUGUUGUGGUAAAUGUAGUCAAAGAAACAAAACAAAUUACGUCAAAUAGAAAUGUAUGUAGUGUUCAUCAUUUUAGGCAAUGCAUUAAGUGGGAUGUAAAUAAAAAAAGACCCACAAAUAAUGGUGGCCCUGUUAUUCGUCCAGGUUAUCGGGGGCUGUUAUUGCUGGAGUUCCCUUCUUUUUUUUUAACCCUCCGUGUCACUUAGAUUUAUUUUGUUAGAGCGACAUGUGUAUUUAAAAAAUAUUGUUUAGGGUGCCGCAAUUGGCCCGUAGGCCGCGAGUUUGAGACCCCUGGGGUAAAACAAAGGCGAAAAUUGGCUUUUACCUGCACUAGCAAAGAGAUUGUGGCAUUUUUGUAAGAUACUUUUUUAUAGUUGGACGUGGGUCAUGUUUCUUUUCUGUGAGAAGGACAGGUGAUCAUUGCAAGCCAAAUUCACUCCUCACAACAUUGGACCACAUGCACUUAAGACUCUUUUCCACCUAGCAGUACAGUUACGUGCAAAAUAUUAGGUCUGCCACACUUUAGCUUUGUUUCUACAGAGCAGUUAGUUUACGGUAUAGUUUGUAUUAGGUAAACCGCAGCGUUUUUGACACAUAUUCUGUAUAACUGCUGCACAAGUCAGACAGCUACAAAUACUUUCAACACAAAGGUGCAGUAGAAGCCUGUCUUAGGUGUUAAACUGGAAUACAGUUUUAAAAGAAAGUGUCGCCCAUCUUCACACAGGGUGUUGAAUACAUUGGGUUUCUUACAAAUAGAAACAAUAAAAUGUAGCCAAGUUACAUUACUGGGCUUUACAGUGGGAUCCGAAAGGCAGCACUAUGGUACCAAUAGUGGCGCUUGUCAAUUUGGUUUUCAGAUAUUCAUAACUGCCCACUUAGUGAUGAGAACAAGUAAAAAGAUUAUAUUGACUAUACUGUACUCCUUGGUAGAAACAAAGCUGAGACAAAAUAUUAAAGGUUGGGUGUAUAUCAGUAAAGAGGCUCGUGGCAUUUAUUUUCCAAAUAAGCGGAUUGACAGUUAUUCUGGUCUCAAAGUUUGACUUUUUUUAACCUUUUUGGUCAGUAUUUAAAGGAAGCACUUGGGUUUAUUUUUAAAGAAUAAUCUUGAAAUAAGGCUUGCAAUGCCCUAAAUACACAUGCUGUCCAGGAAAAAGGCUCCAGUUUGUUAUAGAUUUGUGUUAGUCGUGCUGGUUUUUUUCUUUGUCUUUAAAGCUACACUACAUGAGAACAUUGUAUCACGCUCCCUAAUAACCCUACUUCAGUUUUUGUUUUAUUUUCGGAGCAAAUUGUGCACUAGAAACCAAUCAUGAUUGCAGUUUUUGGAUUCCCAAACAUCACAAAAGGUUAAACUGGAAAUUAGAUUAGAAUCAAGUCACCAAAAGUAUUUUGAGUAUAGUAUAUUCUAAAUCAUUUCUUCUAACUCAUAAACUUUUUUCUUUAUUUUUUGGAGUGAGUGUGGUGUGCAAAAAUAAUGGCAUUUAAUAUAUACAAAUUGUUAGAAUAAUACUGAUUGUGCAUAACUUACCAAAAGCUUGGACAAAUAAUUCUAGAAUCACUUCUCUCACAUUCUAACAUUUUCAUACAUGUAUAGAGUGACUUUUACUUGGUUUGUAUGGUAAAGUUUCUUUAACAAGCUGUCCAUUUUAUUAUAACCUUGCUGGUUUUCAAUAAAUAAACAAUCUGAUCCGUA